Agelaius phoeniceus (red-winged blackbird) is the source of this 504-nucleotide messenger RNA. The record is from RefSeq and is a predicted model, not a curated record. NCBI's taxonomy places the organism in Eukaryota, Metazoa, Chordata, Aves, Passeriformes, Icteridae.
AUGUGUCCGACCCGCGGUUCCCGUCAGGCAGCGCGCGGGGCUGCGGCCGCCCCCGCCUCCUGCCCGCGUUCCCUCGGCGGCGGCGGCGCUGAGGUGGCGCCGCGCCCCGGUGAGGUGAGCGAGGCGCUUCAGUCGGCGCUGCCCCAUCCCCCGCCGGCCCGGGCGGCAGGGAGUGGCUGUCCCGCCGCGGCCCCUACGGACGGGAAGCACGGUAAGGUCAGCCUGUUCCAUGCCCCCGGCCCGCCCUGCCGCGCUCCCCGCGCGGCGGGAGCAGCGCUCGGAGGGGACGGACGCGGGGGGAUUGUCGCCGGCGAGACCGGCGCCAUCUUAGGUCGGAGCGUGGCCUGGCGUCCCCGAGCGGGGCCCCCGCGCUGUGAGGGCCCCCGCGAGCCGCCCGCGGGCCCCGCUGGCACCGUCCGGUUCUGCCCUCGAGGGCGGCCCGGGCAGGGCUCGCUCCGCCCGCAGUCGGCCGCGUGGGGCCCUCCCAAGGGCCCCGGGCGUUAA